AUGAAGCAAUCGAAAGCAGAUCUACUAAAGAGGUUUGCUGAUAACCGGGAAGAGGAUGAAAUAUUUGGUGAUGUGGAAUCAAUCGAUUUUAUUUCCAAUGGACUGAGGCAACAAGUUCAACAGCAACAGCAACAGCAACAGCAACAACAACAGCAACAACAACAGCAACACCAGCGACAACAACGAGAACACAGCAGCAACAUUGAGGACGACGACGACAAUGGAGUAGAAACGUUAAAAAUCAAUCAACUACAUAUCAACAAUCUGCCGCUGUUUCAACUUACGCCCAAGAACGAACUCACUUCCUCCUCUUCACCACAACACACAAAAUCAAGCAAGUUCAGUGCUGGAAGAAACAAUCGUGAUUCGAGGGGCAGUACCAACAGUAGCGCUAAACGAAUAACAAGAGAUGCAUUGAGUGAAUAUAGCGAAGAGAACGAUACAGUUGUCACAUCUGAGCUUUCACAAGAUGAAUUCGAGGGAUGGGACGAGUGCUUCAGCAAGAACCAGAGCAUAUACCAACAAAUGAAUCAGCGACUAAUUGCAAAGAAAGUAGCUCAACAAAAGGAAGCAGAACGGGAACAGAAGGAAUUCCUUGAACAUAAGCAGAGCAAAUUGUUUGGCCAUAGAGAAGAUCCUAACCAAACUUUGAAACUACGUGAAGGUGUGGAAAUUGAAAGUGGCAAGGGCCAUAAAUUGACCAGUACCAAUUUGAGCUUGUUAGAUCAUUUGGAAAAUGAGAAGACAAUAAACUAUGAGCUUACGAGAGACGAUGAUGAUCAAUUUGAAGAUGGGUUUGAUGUUGAUUUUGAGGAGAGUAUUCAAAGGAUCAAACAGCAGCAGCAACAACAACAACACAUUCAUCAACAGCAGAGACUGCGUCAAAAGAUGGGCGCCGUUGAUGUCGCAAAGCACAAUUUAUUUCACAAACAGUCAAUGCCGUCAUUAGGUAAGAAAUCGGCCAAUACAAUCAAGAAAUUCAAAUCGACAAUGGACUUAAAUGUGGAUACAUUACAUGAACACCCAAAUGAGCAACUACAACAACAACAACAACCGCCCAGCUUUAAUUUCAAUAAUCGUGUAAUCACCAAACUUGACCGCAUACCCUCGUUUUACAAUAAGCCUAGAAUUCCUGAUCCUGAAUCGCGGAUGCAACUACUUGAUAAGUAUGCCGAACGCAAGGAGAAGGAAAAAGACAGGGACAAUUUGGAAAGUAGAGGUAAUGCUACUGCAAAGGCAAAUUCAAAGAAUUCUCAAUCAACGGACCACCACCAUCAUCAUCACGGCAAUGAUCGCCGACGCCAUCCACAUGCGAAAAUGGGCCAUAUACGACAUUUGAAUGACGAUGCAGCAACUCGCCAUAAUCUAGGACAGCCCUACAGCGGUAGCCUUGCCAAUAACAAUGCUCUUCCACGAUCGAAAUCUAUGGUAUUCAACAAGGCUCAGAAUAGGUGGGAGGGAAACGAAGUAGAUUUACUUCGAUUUGAACAAAAGCCUUCAUUGGUUACCAUGCAGGAGAUUGAACCUGUUGGAAGAAAAGCUACAAUAUACAAAGGUGAAUCCGGAACCGAUGCGUUGCAAGAGAUUGAAGAUGAAGAUGAAGAUGGCGAGGGUGGGUUUCCAGGCAGGAAGCGACACGGAAACAUGUUGUAUGAUGAAAUCAAUUUGAAAUGGAUCAAUUUGGAUCGAGAUGACGAGUAUCUUUUGGAUGAUAUACCAGACUUGAUUGAACCGUUGGAGACUAUUCGUCAGCAUCAUAACCUCCAACAACAACAACGACAACAGCAACAGUGGGAUCAGUACUCACCCACGAGACCAAGACUCGGUGGUACCAAUGUACUAGCCGAAGCAGGAGCAGGUGGCACAACAAACACAAUCUAUGUUCUUCAAUCACCAACUUCGCGACGUGGAUUGAGUCAAUUCACCCAACGCACUGCAUCAUCAGCGGACUCGGUGGUGCCCCAGCAAAUGCAACAAGUGCAACAACAACACCCACGACUCGGUAUGUCGAGAUCCACUUUACUUCGCUCCCAAUCUUCAUCUUUGGGCGUGAACAAGCAACAGCAACAGCAACAGCAACAGCAACAGCAACAACUAUCUCACCCAUAUAGUAUAGCGAAUGACCAUGAUCUUGCUGAUGUUGAUGUCGGUCUCAAACACGUCCCUCCAGUAUCUCAAAGAUUGCAAGAGAAAUUCAUCAAGGAAGAAGCGAAAUUAAACCGCAAGACCAAUCAUUGGUUUAUUGAUGAUAAUAAUGACGUCAAGUUGGAUUACUAUUGGGAGAUUCGGAAAUUGAUCAUGGAGGAAUGA
Messenger RNA from Lodderomyces theae, 2310 nucleotides. It is a transcript of the gene BFA1, whose product is annotated as Bfa1p. The coding region runs from base 1 to 2310 and encodes 769 amino acids. The transcript has a single exon. Gene Ontology annotation, biological process: intein-mediated protein splicing; regulation of Ras protein signal transduction; mitotic spindle orientation checkpoint signaling. Gene Ontology annotation, molecular function: GTPase activator activity. Lineage: Eukaryota; Fungi; Ascomycota; Pichiomycetes; Serinales; Debaryomycetaceae. Gene Ontology annotation, cellular component: mitotic spindle pole body; SIN/MEN two-component GAP complex. The record is from RefSeq and is a predicted model, not a curated record.